UAUUCAGUUUCCACCAGUUUCAUGCUUGUCAGGAUUUACUAGGGAUGACACACCGGGGCAUCCAAUAACUAUGGCGACUAUGAGAAUAGACAGAGAAAUUUGGCGGUCAACGGUAGUGUAUUGAAGCAUUGCCAGAAAGUACAGAGGUGUUCAAGGCUAACUAUGCGAGGGGAAACACCUAAGAGAAACUGAUCGAGGUUCAACACCACAAUACGACUGCUCGAAUUCGUAACUGAGUACUCAUCUUCGUGUGUCAACAAGUGCAAGGGAUAUUUGAGUUACAGUAAGCUGGACUUUCAGUCCGCUUUCCUUUCGUAAGCAGUAACCACACAAUAUUGCUUCCGGUGAUGAAUCUCUUACAUUAAAUGCAGCGAUUCCAUAAUUAGCUCUGUACCAAGGCAAUAGAAGGUUGGCGGUACAUCCAGCGCAUCCAUGGUUGGGGCCGUAUCUCGUGUCAUAAUCUACUGCUACCGGAAUACAACGUCAUGACGUCCUUCCCCCACCAGAUUUAUACAUUUUCAGUAUUCGUAAUGAAUAUGACACGUGUUUAGGAACGAAAGACAGUGUGGUAGCCAAUAUCCUGUCUUUGCAUGCUAUCCUGAAAGUCAUAGCCACGGACUGUAUCAAGAAAUAAUCGGAGAUACAGACAUCCGGUUUAUCCCACGCACACGAAGAUGUUUUUACAAGCAUUGCUGUGUCGGAGAAAAAAACUCCUCUGCACAUAUUUUAUACUGGCCGUCUGUGGCGUUGUACUCUAUAAUUUGUUGUCUUCGGGCCAGUCAACAGCAUUUACGAAUAUUUUAAGACGCAGAAUAUUCAAACUUCGUCAACAGAGUGACAGAAUUGUAAUUAACAGCUUAUAUAACAACCAUCGGCUCCUACAAGCCGAUCAAGUGUGCGUUCAUCCUGAGCUAGAAAUUAAUCACCUUUCUAUUCGACACUUUUUUGAGGAUAGAAAACCGGUGGAAUGUUCCAAGGACAAAGACUGGGUUUACACUGAGAAUGGAACAUUUCGCAUAGACAGGGAUGCAGAAAAACUACAUGGUAAGGUGGAGUGUGAAUAUGUGCCUUUGUUCAGGGAAACCGAUUACCGCACAACCGAAGGUAAGCACAUCAUGCCAAUGCCAGAUGGAGCACCACUGGAAACAGACUUUUUCAAAGUCAGUUGUGUUGCUAAGGACAACAGCACAUAUGUCAACAUUCAUGCAGGAAUUGCUUAUAAUGCUACUGUGCAUGCGCGUUCUCCUGAGAUUCCGUUUCCGGACAGUGCUAUGGGAUAUAAUGUGCUGAUGAUUGGUUUUGACUCUGUGUCUAGAAUGACUUGGUUGAGAAAACUUCCCAAAACGCAUGCGUACAUAACCAAAGAGCUAAAUGGAAUUCUGUUGGAGGGGUACAAUAUCGUUGGCGACGGAACACCUCAGGCUCUUUUACCAAUACUGACGGGACAAACGGAGGAAGAACUUCCCGAGGCCAGAAGAUCUAAAGCUGGGGCCAAACCUGUCGACAAUCACCCUUGGAUUUGGAAAGAAUUUCAAAAACUUGGAUAUGUUACACAGUGGGCAGAAGAUGAAUCGGACAUAGCUACAUUUACGUACAGAAUGUUGGGGUUUAAGGAUCAACCAGUGGAUCAUUAUAUGAGGCCAUUUUACAUUGUUGCCGAGGGUAUGUACCGGAAGUUUAAGCGGUUCUGUUUAGGAUCUGUUCCUAGACACGUGGUCUACUUAAAUUGGGUAAAAGACACUUUCCGUAUGUAUACGAAGAAGAGAAAAUUCAUGUUUGGGUUUAUUAGCGAGUAUAGCCAUUCUGAUAACAAUAAUCUAGGGCUUAUGGAUUCGGAUGUAAAUGACUUUUUGCACUUCCUCCAAGAUGGCGGUCAUCUGGAUCACACGAUUCUGAUCAUGUUUGGUGAUCAUGGAGCCAGAUUUGAUAAGAUUAGAGAAACCGUUCAGGGGAAACUUGAGGAGAGAAUGCCUUAUUUUGUUUUCCGAUUUCCUCCAGAAUUCGAAAAAAGGUAUUCAACAGCUUUGAAAAACUUUCGCACUAAUUCUCUCAGGCUUUCGACUCCGUUCGAUAUUCAUGAGACAUUUAAAGACAUUUUGGAUUUCAGAAAUAUAGAAAAGGGCAACAUUUCUCACAGAGGAAUAAGUCUUUUUAGUGAAAUUCCCAAAGAAAGAAGUUGUGGAAUGGCAGGUAUAGAGCCACAUUGGUGUGCAUGUUUAAGCUGGGAGACUGUCAAAUAUAACGAUACAGAUGGAAAAGGUGCGGUUACUGCGACAGUUAAAUUUAUUAACUCUAUUAUAGAGCCUUUUAAAGACAAGUGUGCCCAUUUAACACUUCUGAACAUCACCCGAAUAAUUAAAUAUGUGACAAGCAAUGAUAUGCUUAAGUUUAAGAAAAGUAAAGAUGUCGACGGAAGAGUAGCCGAUUAUCAGGGAAAGUUUUGCCUACAGAAACUUUCUACCGUGACCUUCAAAACUACACCUGGCAACGGUCACUUUGAAGCUACAGUGCGACAAAACGCAGAGAAAACCAACUACACUAUCAGUGAGCAUGAAAUCAGUCGGAUCAAUAAGUACGGCACUGAUCCUGCUUGUAUUAUGGAAACUCGUCCACUUAUACGUCCAUACUGUUAUUGUAAGUCCAAAUUAACCAAUAACGGUGAAUGAUCUGGGUAAUGCAUAAUACAGCAAUUUACUUUCUUGUUCCGCGCUUGUUCAAUAACACAUCGUAAGAGAAUACCAUAUAAAGGUUGACAUCAUGUGGUGAAGUCAAAGUUUUGAGAGACGGCUGUAAUCCUUCUCUGCUGUGAUCGUGACAGGCGCAUUAUAACAAUCCAAAAUGGGCACGAUAAGGUUGGAAUCAAUCUAUCGCGCUGUGUCCAAUUGUUCUUUUAUCCCAUGACGGAUGAUGAAGGCACCCGAAAGAAAGUGUGGAAUUCAAAGAAACACACUGAUGACUUUUUAAAGUGAGUAAUAUUGAUUGUUAAUCUGAUAUAUGUCCCCAUUGUUAUUUAUUGUUAAAGACAAAGACGAAAAAAGAGUAAAUUCAGCAAUGCUAGAAUGGCCACUGAAAAAUGUGUCUGAAAACAUCAACUUAGUUUGAGUUCCAAGUCCGCGGUAGCCAUUGUAGUUGAAAUGUGACAAGGACAACGGUUAGUUAUGGUCAAGACAUUUCUUUUGUACGAGUUAAGAAAAUGACCAAUGAUACAAAGUAAUCAUUAAUACAUUUCUUUCGUAGGUGAAUGUAAAAACAGGAAAUGCAUGAGGCGGCGUGAUUGGCUAUAAAUGUCGUUAAUGUUCUUUAUUUAAAGGAUACGUAAUUAUUCCUCUGUCAUAUAGAAUUUUAGAAAUUACCGGUGUGGUUUUAAUUCUGAUCCUCUGGCGAGGGAUGACAUGAAAUUUACAUCACGAGUUUCAUAAAUUUUAUACAUGGAGCACAAAUGAUAUAUUUUGUUUAUCUCUUCAUUUUUUGAACGUAUCAUAUUCGUUGUUAACCUUUUUCAAAGUUCAUCUCUUAAGCGUUAACGUGAAGGGUUUCGCUGGGGGUCAGUUUAGGUCUUUUCUAAUUGAUACGUCAAUAUCUUGUUAGUAUUACUGCUAUAGUGGCGCAUAAAUGACCAAGUUAAUCUUUCCUAGAAGAAAACAAAAAAAUUUGGAAUACGGUGUCUCUCCAUUUUAUCACGUCAACGCGAAACGUGAACGCGAAACUUUGUGCUUUCACGGCAUGCAUAAUGGUAAAUGUGCAGCAGUUUUUCUUGGUUCCAUUCCAUGCAUUAUUGUCCUCCUACAGUUUUCAACAGAUUUUUAGGAAACUUGGCAUGUGUUUUGUGGACAAAAUGUGAGUGAGGUUUCUUGGCUUUGAGCAGUACUGAAUGAAACACAUACGGGGAUUUGUUUUACAUAUGAUGAUGAUGAUGAAGUAUAUUUAAAGGAGAGAGUGCAAACGAUUAGUAACUACUUUUAGUUAUGAACCGUUCUGGCGUUUUUCUUGAACUCCUAAAAUUCUAAUCAAUCUGCCCGAUAACAAUUUCGCGCGGUCACAUGCAUAAGCUUACAAAAUGUGUAGUCAGGUUAAUACUUGACUCCACAGGAUUGUCAACUCGGGCAUUUAACUGUAGCGCAGGUACUGGCCAUGCGAUGUAUAUGUGGCGAAUGAGCAGAAUGU
Liolophura sinensis is the source of this 4164-nucleotide messenger RNA. RefSeq lists its product as uncharacterized. The record is from RefSeq and is a predicted model, not a curated record. NCBI's taxonomy places the organism in Eukaryota, Metazoa, Mollusca, Polyplacophora, Chitonida, Chitonidae.